Cyprinodon tularosa is the source of this 2077-nucleotide messenger RNA. RefSeq names its product fibroblast growth factor 9 (gene fgf9). Lineage: Eukaryota; Metazoa; Chordata; Actinopteri; Cyprinodontiformes; Cyprinodontidae. The transcript has 4 exons. Gene Ontology annotation, cellular component: cytoplasm. The record is from RefSeq and is a predicted model, not a curated record. Gene Ontology annotation, molecular function: growth factor activity; fibroblast growth factor receptor binding. Gene Ontology annotation, biological process: animal organ morphogenesis; positive regulation of protein phosphorylation; positive regulation of gene expression. The coding region runs from base 508 to 1071 and encodes 187 amino acids.
UCUAAGUUUAUACUCCAACUAUCGGUAUAGCUCGCUCUCUAAUCUCAGUGACUGUGACACUGAACAGACAGUUUGCAUCUUUCUCCCCUGUUUCUCCUCUGAUGACAUAAGAACACAACCAUGCCAACAAACUCAAACAGUGGUGUCAAGUUUUGUCUCCACUUCCUGCACUAAUUUGCUGUCAGGACCCACUAAGCUAUAUGAUGUGCGAUGAUCUGUUUGACCUAAAAAACAAUCUUGCUUUUUCCAGAAACACUGGUGCUCACAUGUGUUGUUAAAUGUGCUGUUGGCAGGAUCUCUGAUACAGCCCUGAUAAUAACGAUGUACUGUCUCGGGUGUCAGUAUGUACAGUAAAGUAAAACGUAGACAUUGAUAAAGGAGAAAAGGCUGCAGAACAUUAAUCAAGGUUCCAUAUCUAAAAGCACACAGCCAUCUGUCUCAGACUAUGUGCAUCUCCCACAUAAGUGCUUAUAGGAUGCCACUGUGGGGUUUGCUCCUAGCUACCUGAUGUAUGGCACAAUGACUGUUUCCUCACUCCUGCCUAGCCUUCUGCUGCUUCUUUUAACUGCAUAUUUUCAGCGAGCAGAAGCAAAGAAAUCAGAAGAGGCCAAAGAUCAAGAUUCCGAAUUGCUGGGUUUUUGGAAACAGCACUUCAGGGAUUCCAGGCUAAAAAGAAAAGGUGAAGCAGUCAAACAGAUGCUGCUCUACUGCCGGGCUGGGAUUGGCUACCAUCUUCAAAUCUUACCAGAAGGCACAGUGGGAGGGAUCCACAGACCAGAUCCAUACUGUUGGUUAAAGCUGUUUGCUAUGAGGCCUGGAGUGGUUGGAAUCAGAGGGGUGAAGAGUGGGUUGUACCUGUGUAUGACUGAGCAUGGGCUGGCAUAUGGAGCGGAGAAGUUUACAGACAACUGUCUGUUCAAGGAAAGCUUAGAAGAGAAUCAUUACACAACCUACUCCUCUUUGUCUACCCCAGGCAACUACUUGGCUAUUUCCCACAGAGGACAGCUCAGGAGGGGCAACAGUGUGGGCCGCAAUCAGUCAUGUGCUCAUUUCUUACCCAGGAUUAUAUGAUGCUAGUGCAUCACAUUUCCAAAUCUCUUGUAGCUACUCAUAACCAAAUGGAUAGUUGUCAUUAAAAUCAAUCUUUAAGUUGUGGAAAAAUAUAUAUAUAUCAAAAGCAGGACAUAAAGCAACAUUGUGCUACAGGUACAAUUAGGUUUCUUCAGGACUUCCCUAUGUAAAGUCCACUAUGAUGAAUCCUCAGUAAUGUGAGUAUCAACCUUUGUAACAGAAAGGAAACAAAAAAGCAAAUAUGAAGGUAAUGUCUUGUAAUUCAGGAUAAACUGUUUUUUUUGUUUGUUUUAAGGAUGAGACCCUCUCAAUAAGGCUGAACCUGUACUCUGCAUGAAAAUCUAUAGUUUAUUGUUUGAACUGUAAUGAUGUGUUGACAUCAAACGUGAUCUGAGCAUCAAAAAUGGUUAAAUGCCAAAAUGUGGACACCUGGUCUAACGGUGGUCAAGAUGUUUUGAUAAUCUUUGCUUAUCUGCUCUAUUCUGUAGCUACAAGCUUGAGAGCAGCUUGGGUUUAGUUACUUUGAUGAGUUGGAAAAAUAGUUUGAACAUGUUUUUAAGAAACAUCAAAACAUUAUCUGUGCAGUCAAUUCAUCAGAAUUUUGAUCCUGCUAAAAUAUGCAGUUCUUGUUCAGAGUGACAGACCUCCAGCAUACUGGUGGCUGGCAGUGCUGGGAAUCCCAACUGGGAUUUCUCUGUAGGGGGAUUUCACGCUGUUGUCCAUAUCAGCUGGAAGUGAAUAUAAAGAGUUUUUAAGGUUUCUGGUUAAAAAAAAGUGCAUGUACUAGAAUUUACCAUAGAAUAUUUUCAUUAACAGGCUUUGACAUUUAUUUUUUUAUCCUUUGGAGUUUAAACCCUGUUGAUUGAUUUAUUUUUCAUGUGCAGCCAGCUUUGCAGAAUGAUAACAGCUUGGAUGUAGGGUCUGUCUCCCCAAAAAAACUCCUGGAUCAACUUUUCUGAUUAGUUGACGCUCCUUAUGUUGUUUUUACUUAUUUAUUUAUUUAUUA